AUGUCCCAGAUAGAUCAGCUUGCUUCUGCUGCUAAGUCUGCUACUGGUGUUGAAAAUGUUAGUUCGGUGACCACGAGAGGGGGUAAGACCACUCGUGAUCCACCAAACCCAAACCAUUGUAUAGCUAAGACUCCGCAUCAACAAGAACAAAUAUCUGCUGAGCCCGUUGAUCCUCAAGACGAAUCAUCAGAUGAGGAACCGACUCCAGAAGUUUAUGGGGACACCAUGAUGCUUCCUUUCUCCACCAGGUGGAGGAAGAAGAAGAAGGACGGAGAAGAGCAAUUUCUCUGCUUCGUGGAAAUGGUCGAGAAGACAAACGUCAGCGUCCCGCUGAUGGAUGUCUUGCACAUACCAUCCUAUGCUAAGUUUAUCAAGGAUAUCAUCAACAACAAGCAGCCAUUACCCUCCGCAGAAGUCGUCAAGCUGACAGAAGAGUGUAGCGCAGCUAUACUCAACCAUCUACCUGAGAAGAAGCAAGAUCCUGGGUGCCCCACAAUUACAUGCUCAAUAGGCACCCAACAUUUUGUUCAUGCCUUAUGUGAUCUUGGGGCGAGUGUGAGCGUCAUACCGAAAUCAGUCUUUGAUAGGCUAAACUUCACCAACUUGGAACCAACCAACCUGACACUCCAGUUAGCGGACUCGUCAGUUCGGUACCCAGCAGGGAUUGCCCAAGACAUCCCUGUCAAGAUCCGAGGAUAUUACGUCCCCGUGGAUUUUGUGGUGUUAAAUAUGGAACUCACCAAAUAG
Sorghum bicolor (sorghum) is the source of this 747-nucleotide messenger RNA. RefSeq lists its product as uncharacterized. The record is from RefSeq and is a predicted model, not a curated record. The transcript has a single exon. Lineage: Eukaryota; Viridiplantae; Streptophyta; Magnoliopsida; Poales; Poaceae. The coding region runs from base 1 to 747 and encodes 248 amino acids.